AGCAAGCAGUAUGUUUUCUUACUGCUUGUGAUCCAACGAAGUCCAGGCUGAGGACGUGUUUCCGGAAGCCUGUGGACCUACAAGGCCAUGCGAAUCAAUGCAGCAUUUUGGAUCGCGGCUCUUCAGGCCAAUGUCGUCCUUUGUGGAAAGAUGAUGAGUUUCCGACACGCUGACACGGCGCCGGAUCACAGGCGUGUGCUACAAGUGAAGCUCAAAGCAGACGAUGCUUUUGUGGAUCCGAAGACCACAACAGGGGAAGUUGGUGGUGUCAUCCUUGAAAGUGCGAAUGGAACCUGCCUGAGCUGUGACAGCGAUGCUGUUUGUUCUUCUCCAGAUGUGGCAGCGUACAAGGGAGAAUCGACUCAGAAGGUUUGUCGAAAGACUGUUGCAGCAGGUGAGAAGUGGAGCUGGACUGUGUCGCCUUCAUCGGCGUACGACAUUAUGAUUGAGAUUCCGCUCUCCAAACUGGGCGGCGACACCGACUUUAAAGUCUCUGUCACUUCUUCAGUGGAUGCGUCAGGCAAGAACUCUGCGGAACAAGCAGGGCGGCAAGUGACGAACUGGGUGGCAACUUCCGUCAUGGGCACUCAAGAGGUGUCUACCGGAAGAUGGCUGCGCUCAGCUUGGUCAAAGGUAGCUGUAAACCUGAAUGGCGAUUUCCGGUUUGCUCUUGUGGGCAAGUUGCCUUCCCCGCUGACAUCUGAUGCAAAUAAGUCCAAGGACGGGUGCGCUUUGGAGCAUUGCAUCCGUCCCGACAAUAUCUCGAGCUACAUCAUCACCGAGCAAUCCCUGACGAGGGGUGCCAUGCAAGUGACUGCCAAAUGCAAGGCGGCAUUCAAAGGCACUCCGGUCGUGACGGAGUGCGACGGGGAUUUGUCUGCCUACAAGCUUUCAGGAUGUGUUGCUGAGCUUUGCACUCAGCCAGCAGACCUGACAGCCUAUAAUGUGCUUGAGACACAUUUGGGCCGAGAAUCCUUUGCGGUGACGGCCACGUGCAAGGAUGGCUAUGCCGGCAGCCCUACAGCAACAGUAUGUGCCAAGGAUGGCAAUGCCUAUUCUGUUUCAGGCUGUAAAGCGACCACUACCACUGUGACCACGACCAGCACCAGUACAUCUACCACAACCCUCACGCACACUUCCACCACAACAACAACUGCAACGAGCACCACGACAUCCACCAGUACCACGUCCACGUCGACCUCGACACAUACAACCACAGUCACAGAAACAACAACACAAACAACGACCGCUACGACGACAACAGUCACGCGCACCACAACCGCGACUGCUACCAUGACUGAAACAGCAACCUCCACCACUACCAUCACCACAAGCACAGAGACGACAACCUCAAUCGAAACAACCACCACUCUGGUCAAGAAAUGCACGGACACAGAAGUCAACGGGUACAAGGUCACUGCGACUAGUCUGGAGGUGGAGAACUUCCAGGCAACAGCUGAAUGCGCAGCUGGCUAUGAGGGGUCAGCCACCGUGAAGGUGUGCGACGCGCAAGACAUGCCGUUCAAGCUCAGCGGCUGCGCAGAACAAGUUUGCCAGACUCCGGCAGACAGCACUGGCUAUAUUCUGACUGAAGUCAGCACAAAGGUUCGCAACUUUGAAGUGCAGGCCAAGUGCGCUCCCCUUUUCCAUGGCACUCCAACAGCCACAGCUUGUCUCAAGCAUUCCCAGGCGUACGACGUGGCGGGCUGCGAUCCUGAUGCUUGCUCUUCGCCUGACACGACUGGAUACUUGGUGACAGAGUCUGACCUUAACUUGAGAUCCUUCGUGGUGACAGCAGACUGCGCAGCCGGCUUCGUUGGUGCGGCAAAGGUGUCCAAAUGUGACCAGGACGGGGAUGCAUUUAAGCUGGAAGGUUGCACUCGGACAACAACAAGCACCACAACGACGACAAACACGUUGACCAGCACUACCACAAUGACUGCGACAACGACUGGUACCACAACUUCAACAUCGACAAGCACCACAAGCAUCACGAGCACCUUAACAAUCACCGGCACAACAACCAGUACAAGCACCAUCACAGAAACUUCCACAGGCACAACCACAAGCACGGUCACCCAGACCAGCACGAGUACCUCAACCACUACUACAAGCACGUCCACCACGACCACCACAAUCAGCACUACGUCAACCUCAACGAUCACUGCCAGCACAACAACUACUUCUACCUCAACGUUGACCACCACUUCCACCCUCACUGUCACAAGUACCUCAACCGGCACAACUACAAUUACCAGCACCACAACUACAUCAACUAGCACAACGACAACCAUAACAGGCACUACUACAAGUACCACAUCAACAUCUACAGGCACUACCACUUCCACAAGCACAAGCACCACAACAACUUCAACAAGCACAAGCACGACCUCGACAUCCACCAUCACUAGCACAACAACAACGUCAACAUCCACCAUCACUAGCACAACAGUCACGUCAACAUCCACCAUCACUAGCACAACAACCACGUCAACAUCCACCCACACAAGCACAACAACGACGUCAACCUCAACGACUACUACUACCACAGCAACAUCAACGUUAACGAGCACAACGACUACUAAAACAACAACAACUACCAGCACAAGCACGACUGCUACCUCGACCAUUACCAGCACCACGACCACUUCGACAUCCACGACCACAAUGUUUGCCGCGUGCCUGGCCCCACGUGAUGCAAGCCGCUAUAAAGGUUUCGUCGUGGAGGAGCACGAUCUCCGUAAGUUCAGCUUCGAUGUGACUGUCAGGUGCAGUGCGGGUUACGAAGGGACUCCGUCAGCCACUGCUUGUACACGCGAUCAGGAAUCUUACAGCCUGACUGGUUGCGAGCCGGCCAAGUCCUGCAAGUCAGCUGGGAAGUCAGCAGGCUACGUCCUCACAGAAACUGAUCUCACCCUCAGCAAGUUCAGCGUGAAAGCUCAGUGCGAAGAGGGAUAUGAAGGCACACCAACAGUAACUGCCUGCGCCGAUGACGCAGAGGCAUACACAGUGUCUGGUUGUGAACAAGUGAAGGUGUGUCUUGCACCAACUACCGACGCCAAGCCCUACGUUGUGACGGAGUCUGUUCUCAAGCAAAAAGGCUUCAGUGUUACUGCCAAGUGUGCAGACGGAUAUUUUGGCACAGCCACUGUGGCGGUUUGCACUGCCCAUAAGGCACCAUAUGAGCUUUCUGGCUGCGAGCCACAAAGAACUUGCUUGGGGAAUGCUGAUUCAACUGGCUACACUAUUCUUGAGUCUAAUCUGAUUGCCAGCAAGUUCAGCGUGACAGCUACCUGUGCAAAGGGAUAUGAAGGCACGGCAACAGUGACAGCUUGCGUUGCAGAUAUGAAGCCGUACAGUCUUUCUGGUUGCGAGCUAGCGAAGGUAUGUCUUCCGCCAAAUGCUGCGGAAUCCUAUAUUGUGACAGAAUCUGAUCUAAAGCGAUCAAGCUUCAGUGUUGCUGCCCAAUGUGCAAAGGGAUACGAAGGCACAGCAGCUGUUUCAGUGUGUGCUGGUCAUAAAGCCCCAUAUACCCUUUCCGGCUGCGAGCCGAUCAAAACUUGCUUAGCGACUGCGGAUUCAGCUGGCUACACCAUUGUUGAGUCUGAUCUGACUGUCAGCAAGUUCAGCGUGACAGCUACCUGUGCAAAGGGAUAUGAAGGCACGCCAAAAGUAACAGCUUGCGUUGAGGACAUGAGGCCAUACACUCUCUCUGGCUGCGAACCAGUGAAGGUGUGUGUUGCACCAACUACUGACACCACCAAGCCCUACAUUGUGACAGAAUCUGACCUAACGCGAUCAAGCUUCAGUGUUGCUGUCCAAUGUGCCAAGGGAUACCAUGGCACUGCAGCUGUUGCAGUGUGUGGUGGUCAUGAAACCCCGUACACCCUUUCUGGCUGCGAGCCAGAAAGAAAUUGUGUGGGGCCUUCUGCUACAACUGAAUACUCCGUCGUUGAGUCUAAUUUGCUUGCCAGCAAGUUCAGCGUGACAGCUACCUGUGCAAAGGGUUAUGAAGGCACACCGACAGUGACAGUUUGCGCGGAGGAUGGCAAGCCAUACACUCUUUCAGGCUGCGAGCCAGUGAAAACCUGCUUGGCGCAUGCCGAUGCAAAAGGCUACGCCAUUGAUGAGUCUGACCUGACCAUCAGCAAGUUCAGCGUGACAGCUACCUGUGAAAAGGGCUAUGAAGGCACAGCGACAGUGAAAGCUUGUGCGGAGGAUGGCGCGCCAUACACUAUUUCUGGCUGUGAGCCAGUCAAGAUUUGCUUGGCUAAUCCUGAUGCAGCUGGCUACACCGUUGUUGAGUCUGACCUGUCGAUCAACAAGUUCAGCGUGACAGCUACCUGUGCAAAGGGUUAUGAAGGCACAACGACAGUGACAGUUUGCGCGGAGGAUGGCAAGCCAUACACUCUUUCAGGCUGCGAGCCAGUGAAAACCUGCUUGGCGCAUGCCGAUGCAAAAGGCUACACCGUUGUUGAGUCUGACCUGACGAUCAACAAGUUCAGCGUGACAGCUACCUGUGCAAAGGGUUAUGAAGGCACAACGACAGUGAAAGCUUGUGCGGAGGAUGGCAAGCCAUACACUAUUUCUGGCUGUGAGCCAGUGAAGAUUUGCUUGGCUAAUCCUGAUGCAGCUGGCUACACCGUUGUUGAGGCUGACCUGACGAUGAACAAGUUCAGCGUGACAGCUACCUGUGCAAAGGGUUAUGAAGGCGCACCGACAGUGACAGCUUGUGGUGGAGAUGGCAAGCCAUACACUCUUUCUGGCUGUGAGCCAGUAAAGGUGUGUGUCGCAUCUUCUGACGUGACUGGCUACCAAGUCACGGAGACCAGCUUGAAGAUGGGCUCUUUCGAUGUAGCCGUCCAAUGUGCCGCGGGCUUCGAAGGUACAGCAUCAGCUACAGCAUGCACAGCUCAUGCGCAACCCUAUCAGCUCUCUGGAUGCGUCAGAGCAAAAGUUUGCGUAGCGCCAAAAGACGCUGCAGCCUACAAGGUGACUGAGGGCAAUCUGCAGAAAAGCCAGUUUAAGGUGGACGACGUGUCUUGCGCAGCAGGCUACAGACAGAUAUCUGCGCCCACAGCCGUUGCUUGCGAAGAUGAUGGGCAACCAUACCGUCUUUCUGGCUGCAGCGCUUGAGAAUUCUAGAAACAGCAACACUAUAUAUGGUUGUCGAAU
Molecule: messenger RNA, 5175 nt
Organism: Effrenium voratum
Lineage: Eukaryota; Dinophyceae; Suessiales; Symbiodiniaceae
Source: the annotation of a GenBank genome assembly